Messenger RNA from Nomascus leucogenys (northern white-cheeked gibbon), 1632 nucleotides. RefSeq names its product immunity related GTPase M (gene IRGM). Gene Ontology annotation, biological process: cellular response to interferon-beta; defense response. The record is from RefSeq and is marked provisional. Lineage: Eukaryota; Metazoa; Chordata; Mammalia; Primates; Hylobatidae. Gene Ontology annotation, molecular function: GTPase activity; GTP binding. Gene Ontology annotation, cellular component: endoplasmic reticulum membrane.
CUGUGGGAGCUUUGUUUGUUUGCUGUUUGCAAUGAAUCUUGUUGCUGAUCAGUUUUGGGGUCCACACUGCCUUUCUGAGCUGUAACACUCACCACGAAGGUCUGCAGCUUCACUCCUGAAGCCAGUGAGACCACGAAACCACCGCGAGGAACGGAGAACUCCAGACAGGCCCCGUUAAGAGCUGUUAACACCCACCGCGAAGGUCUGCAGCUUCACUCCUGAGCCAGUGAGAUCACGAACCCACCAGAAGGAAGAAACUCCGAACACAUCCGAACGUCAGAAGGAACAAACUGGACACGCCGCCUUUAAGAACUGUAACACUCACCGCGAGGGUCCGCGGAAUCGUUCUUGAAGUCAGUGAGACCAAGAUCCCACCGAUUCCGCUAGGAGUAGAGAUUGACAUCACCUUCUUUUAAUCAGUCUCAAAUACCUGGCCUCUUGGGGAACCUGCAAGAGCCAGGUUUGACGAAUGCAAUGGUAAUUGUCUAAUCACUGCCUCGAAAAAGAGCAGAGCAUUUGAGUAUGCUUUCUCCUUCUCUCCCUCACUUCGGUUGGGCCCAACAUGACAAUCCUAAUGAAAGCUCGGGGGUCAAGGGCUGGUGGCUUACUUCCUAUAUAUUGCAGCAUUUCAGUACUGCUCUACACGUGUGCUUCCCCCACCUGAUGAGCUUACUCCAGUGCCCACAGAUACGACAGAGUUCCCAAGUGCCCCUCACACUCGAUUAGCUGCAUCCUUUACCUCUUUUUGCCACACCGUAAGCAUUGGGUUUUGUUUGUUUGUUUUGAGACGGAGUCUCGCUCUGUUGCCAGGCUGGAGUGCAAUGGCGUGAUCUCGGCUCACUGCAAUAUCUGCCUCCUGGGUUCAAGCGAUUCCCCUGCCUCAGCUUCCUGAUUAGCUGCGACUAGAGGCGCACGCCACCACGCCCAGCUAAUUUUUUGUAUUUUAGUAGAGACAGGGUUUCACCAUGUUGGCCAGAAUGGUCUCGAUCUCCUGACCUCGUGAUCCGCUCGCCUCGGCCUCCCAAAGUGCUGGGAUUACAGGCAUGAGCCACGGCGCCCGGCCAGCAUUGGGGUAUUUUAUUGAAGAUGGAGGCCAUGAAUGUUGAGAAAGCCUCAGCAGAUGAGAACUUGCCAGAGGUGAUCUCUGCCAUCAAGGAGACUCUGAAGAUAGUGUCCAAGACACCAGUCAACAUCACUAUGGCAGGGGACUCUGACAAUGGGAUGUCCACCUUCAUCAGUGCCCUUCGAAACACAGGACAUGAGGGUAAGGCCUCACUUCCUACUGGGCUGGUAAAAGCUACCCAAAGAUGUGCCUCCUAUUUCUCUUCCCACUUUUCAAAUGUGGUGUUGUGGGACCUGCCUGACACAGGGUCUGCCACCAAAACCUUGGAGAAUUACCUGAUGGAAAUGCAGUUCAACCAGUAUGCCUUCAUCAUGGUUGCAUCUGCACAAUUCAGUAUGAAUCACGUGAUGCUUGCCAAAACCACUGAGGACAUGGGAAAGAAGUUCUACGUUGUCUGGACCAAGCUGGACAUGGACCUCAGCACAGGUGCCCUCCCAGAAGUGCAGCUACUGCAGAUCAGAGAAAAUGUCCUGGAAAAUCUCCAGAAGAAGCGGGUAUGUGAACACUAA